Messenger RNA from Pediculus humanus corporis (human body louse), 1776 nucleotides. RefSeq names its product methylcrotonoyl-CoA carboxylase subunit beta, putative. Gene Ontology annotation, biological process: L-leucine catabolic process. The record is from RefSeq and is a predicted model, not a curated record. The coding region runs from base 1 to 1776 and encodes 591 amino acids. The transcript has 9 exons. Gene Ontology annotation, cellular component: methylcrotonoyl-CoA carboxylase complex; mitochondrion. Gene Ontology annotation, molecular function: methylcrotonoyl-CoA carboxylase activity. Lineage: Eukaryota; Metazoa; Arthropoda; Insecta; Psocodea; Pediculidae.
AUGCUGAGCAACAGACUUAAACCGGGAUGCGUAGGCAUCGUUUCAAGACAAGUUUAUAAAUAUUUUGGAACAGUUAUUGGUAGUGAACCUAAUCGGUCAGACCCUGAGUUUAAGGUUAUUAUCAAUAAGUUAUGCAAAUUAGAAUUAAAGUUACAAUUUUCUAAUUAUCUUACUUUUACUUUAGGAAAUUGUGUUAUCAUUCCCAAUAAAGUUCUUAUUCAUGAAAAUGAAACCCAAAUGCUUCAAGUUGUUGACAAAUUGAAGGAAACAGUUGAAAAAAUUGUAAAAGGUGGAAAUGAAAAAGCUAUUCAAAAUCAUCUUUCUAGGGGUAAAAUUUUACCCAGGGAAAGAGUCAAUCUUCUUUUAGAUCCUGGAACUUCAUUUUUAGAACUAAGUCAAUUAGCAGCUUACAAUAUGUAUGAUGACUUUAUUCCAGCAGCAGGUAUCAUUACUGGAAUUGGUAAAGUUCAAGGGAGGGAAUGUAUGAUUAUUGCAAAUGAUGCAACUGUUAAAGGAGGAACUUAUUAUCCUAUGACUGUUAAAAAACAUAUCAGAGGGCAAGAAAUUGCUGAAGAAAAUAACUUACCUUGCAUUUACCUUGUUGAUUCAGGUGGUGCAAAUUUACCACAUCAAGCUGAUGUGUUUCCUGAUAAAUUUCACUUUGGAAGAUGUUUUUACAAUCAAGCUAACAUGUCAGCCAAAGGUAUUGCUCAAGUUUCAGUUGUGAUGGGAAGUUGUACUGCAGGGGGAGCUUAUGUGCCAGCAAUGUCAGAUGAGAGUAUAAUUGUUCAAAAACAGGGUACUAUAUUUUUAGCCGGUCCUCCUUUGGUAAAAGCUGCCACAGGUGAACAAGUCACAGCAGAAGAAUUAGGAGGAGCUGAUGUACAUUGUAGAAUAUCUGGAGUUAGUGAUCAUUACGCGAUUGAUGAUGCUCAUGCAUUAUCAAUAGCCAGAAGUAUUAUCGGAACAUUACCGGAACCGAAAAAAACGGAACAAUUAGAUUUUGAACCUCCAUUAUAUGAUAUUUCCGAUAUAUACGGUAUCGUCGGAGCUAAUUUAAGAAAAACUUAUGAUAUUAGAGAAGUGAUAGCUAGAAUCGUUGACGGAUCAAAAUUUCAUGAAUUUAAAGAAAAGUACGGUGAAACAUUAGUUACAGGGUUUGCUACAUUAUUCGGGUACAAAGUGGGAAUCAUUGGAAAUAAUGGAGUUUUAUUUCCUGAAAGUGCUCUUAAGGGAGCUCAUUUCAUUGAACUUUGCUCACAAAGAAACAUUCCUUUAAUUUUCCUUCAAAACAUCACGGGUUUUAUGGUUGGAAAAGAAGCCGAAAGACAAGGAAUAGCAAAAAAUGGUGCUAAAAUGGUUACGGCAGUUUCCUGUACUCACGUUCCUAAAAUAACUGUUUUAGUGGGUGGUAGUUAUGGAGCUGGUAACUACGGAAUGUGCGGAAGAGCUUAUUCUCCAAGAUUUUUAUUCAUGUGGCCAAAUGCGAGGAUUUCGGUUAUGGGCGGAGAACAAGCUGCGGGUGUUUUAAGCACUUUGGCCGAAGCUCAAAGAAAAAAAGCUGGAAAAGAAUGGACCGAAGAGGACGCAAACAAAGUCAAAAAACCGAUAAUUGAAAAAUUUGAAAAAGAAGGAGAUCCAUAUUUUUCGAGUGCUAGAAUUUGGGAUGACGGAGUCAUUGACCCGAAAGAUACGAGAAAGGUUUUGGGUUUGGCAUUAAAAGCAGCUUUGAAUAAAACGACGCAAGAAACUAAAUUUGGCAUAUUCAGAAUGUAA